UACGACUUCUCGCCGCGCAAAAGGCGCAAUUCGAAGCAGAGAGUUCCAUCAACGAUCACAUGUCGUCCCAACUACAAUCUCGUGCGGAUAGCGGACCAAAUUAUUAGCGUCACUCAUGGUGCAUGUCUCAGCGUGUCGCUGCAGCUGCCCAGGAUGAGGUAAAGUAUAUAGUUUGGAGUCCCGUCACGUGUUCGCGACAGAGAAGCUGGAGGAUUCACAGCUUGGCCCCCAUCAUGUGCGUUCUCACAUUCUUUUUUCUCAACAUCGAACCCUCCAGCUUCAGACAUGCACCGCACAAAUACCACUCAGCUCACAGUCUUUCAAUGGCCUGCGCCAACUGCAGCGACGUUCACCUUCUCCUCACCUGACACAAUUCGAAUCUCCAUACCGUUUGGAAGCAAGUUCGAUAUCAGGACUCACUGGCACUACACCGAUCUGGAUACUUCCAAACUGACUUGGGUGUCCGGUGGCCCAGUGAUAGUCAGCUUUGGCCCCCGGGACAAGAAUCGAAGCGCCAGUCACUCCGGAGCCAGAGGCUUCUCUCACUCUUUCCAACUCGACGAAACCUCCUCGUGGGGCGUGCACUACAACCGAAACAGUGCCGAGCUGGAGGAGCUGCUGGUGGUCGAUAUCGAAGCGAACACAAAAUUGCACAGAAACAUCUGCAGUGCGAUCCUUGAUCGUGACAAGUUUCCGCGGCUUGCUUCCACCCCAUUCUGGAUCAAGGGCUUGUUCAUUCUGCUGUCGGCUUCUUCUCGCUUGCAAGAGUGGUUGCUCGAGACGAUGCUGAGAGUACAGCUGCAGACCAUAUGUUAUGCGCAUGACUACCACAUCUUCCAUGGCCGGAUCCCGUUCGAUAUGUUUUUUGUAUGGCCGCUAACUCCGAAAGUGCCUCUUGCGACAGAGUUGGAAUUUCGGAGUCGUUUCUGGAUCAGCAAGAUUGUGAUGUCGAGUUGUUAUUGGGUGGGGAGAAUCUUGCUUGGGAUGAAGGGAGAGUAUGAGGAGUAUACGCCCAAGUGUAGAGCGGAGUCAUGAGACCUUUCCGAGGAAGAGCUGAAGACAUUCAUGUACUCGUGCAUAUAUCCAUCCUUAGCAAGCCAUGCCAAAGUCUACCUCAAGAUGGGGCCAGAGCAGAAAGUUCGGGCGGGCAGUUCUCCCGGCGAGUAGUGUUGGCACAGUGCGAGGGAAUCAUGUGCGUUAAGAGAAUAUUCCGUUUUCUGAGCGGAGGAUGCCAUUCCAUCGAUCGACAAUACUAGAGGAAAGCCACAAGACUCGUCAGUGCUAUCAUUGAUGGGAUCUCACUCA
Molecule: messenger RNA, 1305 nt
Organism: Cercospora beticola
Lineage: Eukaryota; Fungi; Ascomycota; Dothideomycetes; Mycosphaerellales; Mycosphaerellaceae
Source: RefSeq, a predicted model, not a curated record